UGUCUCCCGGUGACCGAACACAAAGACAAGGGGGCAGCUGCUCCUGUCAAGAAGGAGCCUAAAGAGAUCUCCUUUAUUGGCGUAAAGAAGAACUUGAACUUGAACAUAUUUCUCAAGCAAUUCAAAUGAAUGGGGAUCGGACUAAGUUUGAUGUGGAGGUGUUGAAGCAACUUGUUAAACUCUUACCUGAGAAACAUGAGAUAGAAAACCUGAAAUUCUUCCAGGGUGAAAAAGACAAGUUGGCCAAUGUUGACCGAUUCUACAUCUCUAUCCUGGCUGUACCAUGUUACCAGCUGAGGAUAGACUGCAUGUUGCUGUGUGAGGAGACGGCCUCAGUACUGGACAUGCUCAAGCCCAAAGCAGAGGUGGUUGAAUCAGCAUGCCAGUGUCUCAGAGUGAGCACUCUCAUGCCCAGUUUCUGCAGGCUCAUCCUUGAUGUGGGAAACUUCCUCAACUACGGAUGUCACACAGGAAACGCUGAGGGCUUUAAGAUCAGCUCCCUGCUGAUGCUAACUGAGACUAAGGCCAACAAGAGCCGCAUUACCCUGCUCCAUCACAUUCUGGAGGAAGUAGAGCUGAACCACCCAGAGCUGUUGUACCUCCCUGACGACAUUGAGAUUUGUGAAAAAGCAGCUGGAAUCAACCUGGACUCCAUUCAGGCAGAGGCCAGUGCCUUACUCAAUCGACUGAAAGAAGCAUCAAAGAAAGUCUCUAACUCUGUGGACGAUGUAAAGCAGCAGUUCACAGAGGUGUUUGAGAAAAACCUGGAGGCCUGCCGAGAUUUGGAGGACAGUUUUUUGGAGAUUGUGAGGAAGAAGGGUGACCUGGCCCUCUACCUGUGUGAGGAUGUCAACAAUCUUUCCCUGGAGGAGCUCUUUGGCACCAUCAAGACCUUUAGGGGACUUUUCAUCAAAGCCUUAAAAGAAAACAAAACCAGAAAAGAGCAGGCUGUGAAGGUGGAGAAAAGGAAGAAGCAGCUUGAGGAGGAGGAAUCCAAAAGACAGAAGGGGGAGAAUGGAAAAAUAAUCCGGAAAGGACCCUCGCCACAGGACGAUGGCUGUAUUAUCGACCACCUUCUUGCUGACAUCCGGAAAGGCUUCCAUCUCAGGAAGAUGCGGCCCAGGUGCGAAAUGGAAAGCCCCCCCUCUAGUGAAAUGAAUAGGAAAAUGGGCCAGCCUGGAUCAAGUGUCAAGCCUGUAAUAGAAGAAGCCAAAGCCUCUGUCUCAGAAGCCUCUAGCACUCCCAGUCAAACUCAACCCCAGGCAGAGGAGAGGGCCCCAAGAGAAGGAAUGAACGAAUGCCCCAGCAAACCCCAAGAAAAAACAGCUUUUUCCAGCCUUCCCACAACCAAUUCACCAACACAGGAGAUUCCGGGAAUGGGUGUCCUAAAUAACACUCCAAGCAUCUCUACCUUCACAGAUGCAGACCUGCCUGAAAUCAACCUGAUGCUAACAGAGGACUUGAUGCCUGAAUGUCCACAGAGCAAUGGAGAGAGUCACCUUAAUGGAGCCCGCACACUUCCUGUCACUGAUAUGGACAUGAUGAUAGAGAGUAAUGGUGACAGCAACCUGAUUGGAAAAAACAUUGGCCAAGAUGAAGUUGGAGGUAAGAGCAGCAUUAUGAUGGUAAAGACUUUAGGACAAGAUGAGGCUGGGGAUGACAUGAUGGUGAAGAUGGUGGCACAGGAUGAGGGUAUAACUAACGGACACCCAGACACCAAUGGUAGCCCAGACACCAAUGGCAACACAGACACCAACGGCAACGUACCUAUGGUCAGUGCUGCAGAAAGUGGACCGGCGUACGAUGUGCCCGAUGGAGUGGACUCUGAAGAUCUGCUCUCAUCAGUGUCCAAAGCUCUGCCUGCCUCUGCAUCUGAAACCUUAAAACCAGAGGAUAAAAAACAGCAGAAGCUCUUUAGAAGAAACAAAAAGAAGAGUAAUGAAGGUAAUGUAUUCAUUCAUUCUAAUAAAGAUCAUGUUUGGAACUGUGGUCUCCUGAAGUGUUUGAGAGUCCAGUUUUUUUGGUAUAUGGUUUUAUUGCAUUUUACAUUACAUGUUCAUUUUGUACUGUUGCUUUAGGUGUGAACUUUAACAUUUUAGCAUGAAUGUACAAUUUUUGGAAAACCGAUCUUAAAAGCCUCCCAUUUACAACACCUUGAGUCCUGUCAUGAUCAUCAAGUAGUUUGUUUUUGGUGUUGUCUUUUUUCUUUGACUCUCUAAAACACCAGGUAACACUGGAAAUGGACACCCUAAAUGUAAAAAGGGGUGUGUGUUGCAGUGAGGUAGGUCAAACAACUGGUUUGAAAACUAACUGGUGCAAGCAGGAACAUUUUAAUCAACCCAUCAGCACCAAGCCAUGAUUUUAAUUAACAGACGUGUGUUGGCCUAAACAGGGUCUGGUUUGACCUGAUUUGUGUCUUGUCCUGCUUUUAACACUUUCUUAUUCAGUAAAAAUCUAUCAAAUCCCUGCUAAUCAAAUUGUAAGCCUGUCAUCAUGACUCAAGAUGAACCACUUUGUGUGAGACCUCUCUUGGCCACUACUUUAUGCACUCUUUAUCAGCCUGAAUCAUAGAGUUUUAUCUUACAAAGACAUACAGUAGUUAGCCUCAAACUGACACCUCUUAAGUGCCACAAUUGAAAAAUCAUUAUCAUAUCCAAAUUAACUUCACUGUAAUACUGAGCUUUACAACUUGUGACGGCCUCACCGGGAAGACCUUCCUCAGCACAAUUUUCUUUUUUUUUGUGGAGUUUUGCUGUCAUGUUUUCUGUGCCUCCAUACCCCUAUGUUACUAAACUGUCCACCCUCACAACAACCGAGUUAAACUACUAAUGCAAUGCCUUUUUUGUGCUUCCUGUAAACUGUGUCCUUUGUAAGUUUGACUUUGCUGAAAGCUUUAAUGAUCUUGAAAUUGAUGGAACCAACAGCACUGAAUUUAAUUUAAUUUCCAAAAUAAUUGUAUUCAUCAGAAACAUAAAACUGUCCAUUCUCUUCAAUGCCAAGAUCCACCAAAUGCAGUCUUUGGUCUCCCACUUUGUUUGAUAUUAUCUGCAUACUAUUUUAAGUAAUUGGUAUGUCAUUUGAUUUGUUCACUCUAUUAAUUUUACUAUUUAAUCUCCCUAGGCAAUUCCCGGAAAAGGAAGUCAAGAGGGAAAAGAAAAUGUUGUUGAUUUUUCCAUACAUGGUUUCUGCACAUUGUAAUGGACUACAUCAGGGGUAGGCAACCCUGUUCCUGGAGUGCCGCAGGUCCUGCAGGAUUUUGUUCCAACUAGGCACCAUACCAGGGGUACGUUUAGUUCGCUCAAACGUUUGCUACAUUGUGAACGGUUUGUAUUGAACUACACGUUUUCCCAAAAUGUUCUUGUACUUUCUUGAACAGACUUUGAGAUACGUUUGCUCCGUUCGGUGAGUGUGCUGGGGUGUGGCUUGAAGCAACGAGUGAUGUAUUUAAAGGGACGCUGUGCGUUUGAACCCACAACCCAACUCCUCCCCGUUUGUCAACUGGUUGUUCAGUACAGCAUCGUUUCCAUUCAAUUUAAUGUUCUGUUACGUUUUUAUGUACUGAACACAGCCCUGACCAACUGAGCUAAUUGAUCAAUUUAGUGAUUGCCCCCAAUUUAUCACACCUGGUCUUCCAGGUCGGUUAGAUUUGUGGCUCUCCAGGACCAGGAUUUCCUACCCUUGGAUUACAUUAUAUUGAACUAAAUUGAUUCAUCCAGGAAGAUAUCAGCAUGGUCUUCCUUCCUUUGAUAAUUUUGAGUUCUUGAAACAUUUGUGAAAUAAACAGGAAAAACUGCUAUGGUUCCCUGGCCAGGUUGAUUUGUAUUCUACCAAGAGGCUGUUGUGUUCCACAAGGCUACUGUUUUUAGUCUCUGCACAGCCUCAAUCCCAGCAAAUUUACUCUGUCCUUGCAACCUGGUCUCAGAGCAUUUCGUAUUUUUCUGUACGUAAAUCCAAGGCACCAUUUAUUAUUGUAUGUUUCUUAUGGUAUGUAUUCAUUUGUGGAUGUCCAUUACCCGUUUUGUAUGAUAUUUUACAAAUUACAAUUUGUAUUAUAUGUUAUAAAUUUACAAAAUGUACAAUAUGUUACGAAUCUGUGAAAGGUAUGAUAUGUUACAAAUUCUGUCUAGCUGGCUAACAUUAGCUAGGCUAGGUGUUAAGGUUAGGGUAAAGUUGAGGUUUAGGAGUUAGGUUAAAGGGAUAAGGUAAGGGUUAGAGGAAGGGUUAACUAAAAUGGUUAGGGGGAGGGCUAGCUAACAUGUAAAGUAGCUAAAAUGUAGUAAGUAGUUGAAAAGUUGCUAAAAUGCUAAAGUUGUCCGUGAUGGGAUUAGAACUCAACCUCUUGGGUUUCUAGACGUUUGCGUUAUACCACCCUGUUUUUGACCAAAGUAACCGUCUGUCUUAUGUAACCAUACCUAACAUAUGGUACUAAUUAGACUGUCCUGGAUUUGAAUCUACUAUGUUACGUCUAGUCUAUGAGACCAGGCUGGGUCAACAUUCUGUCACUUUAGGUGUUCUAUAUUGAAGAAUAAAAAGUGUAUGUACUUUUU
This is a messenger RNA of Oncorhynchus tshawytscha (Chinook salmon), 4547 nucleotides long. Its product is annotated as inverted formin-2. Bases 126 to 2078 code for a protein of 650 amino acids. The transcript has 13 exons. NCBI's taxonomy places the organism in Eukaryota, Metazoa, Chordata, Actinopteri, Salmoniformes, Salmonidae. The record is from RefSeq and is a predicted model, not a curated record.